Messenger RNA from Oryza brachyantha (malo sina), 1733 nucleotides. Its product is annotated as desmethyl-deoxy-podophyllotoxin synthase-like. Lineage: Eukaryota; Viridiplantae; Streptophyta; Magnoliopsida; Poales; Poaceae. Bases 23 to 1561 code for a protein of 512 amino acids. The record is from RefSeq and is a predicted model, not a curated record. The transcript is spliced from 2 exons. Gene Ontology annotation, molecular function: monooxygenase activity; heme binding; oxidoreductase activity, acting on paired donors, with incorporation or reduction of molecular oxygen.
GACUCUAGCUGCAGCUAGCGCCAUGGCCAUGGACGACGUCGUGGGGAAGGUCGCGAGCUGCUUGGGGCUACUGUUGCUGGCCCUGCUGCCCGCCGUGCUCGUCAGCAAGCUGGCGGCGGCGAAGCGCCGCGGUGGUGGGGAGAGGCUGCCGCCGGGGCCGUGGCGGCUGCCGGUCGUCGGCAACCUGCACCAGAUCAUGGCGGGCGGUCAGCUCGUGCACCGCACCAUGGCCGACCUGGCGCGGCGGCUCAACACGCCGCUGCUGUCGCUGAAGCUCGGCGAGGUCCCCGUCGUCGUCGCGUCGUCGGCCGACGCCGCCAGGGAGAUCAUGAGCAGGCACGACGUGAAGUUCGCCUCGCGGCCAUGGAGCCCUACCGUCCGGGUCCAGAUGGUCGACGGCGAGGGGCUGGGGUUCGCGCGCUACGGCCCCAUGUGGCGGCAGCUCCGCAAGAUCACCGUGAUGGAGCUGCUCAGCGCCCGCCGCGUCCAGUCGUUCCGCCGUGUGCGGGAGGAGGAGGUCGGCCGCCUCGUCGCCGGCGUGGCAGCGGCGCGGCCCGGCGAGGCCGUGAACGUCGGCGAGCGCCUCACCGUGCUCAUCACCGACGUCGCAGUGCGCACAGUCAUCGGCGACCGGUUCGAGCGGCGGGAGGAUUUCCUCGACGCCGCCGCCGAGUGGGUCAAGAUCAUGUCGGGGUUCAGCCUCGGCGACCUGUUCCCGUCGUCGAGGCUCGCCAGCUUCGUCAGCGGCACGGUGCGCCGGGCAGAGGCAAACCACCGCAAGAACUUCGAGCUGAUGGACUGCGCACUCAAGCAGCACGACGAGCAGAGGGCGGCCGCUGCCGGCGCUGUGGACGACGAGGACAUCGUCGACAUGCUUCUCAGGAUUCAGAGGGAAGGAGGUCUCGAGGUGCCCCUCACCAUGGGCGUCAUCAAAGCCCUCAUCCGUGAUCUUUUCGGUGCCGGGAGCGAGACAUCGGCGAAUACGCUACAAUGGGCUAUGUCCGAGCUAGUCAGGAAUCCAAGAGUGAUGCAAAAGGCACAAGCUGAGCUACGUGAUGUCCUUCGUGGAAAGAAAUCGGUGUCAGAAGAUGACUUGGCUGUACUAAAAUAUCUGAAGCUUGUCAUCAAGGAGACCUUAAGGCUACAUCCUGUGGUGCCGCUGCUCCUCCCAAGAGAAUGUCAAGAAACAUGCAAGGUCAUGGGCUAUGAUGUGCCAAAGGGUACCACUAUGCUCGUGAACGUGUGGGCAAUCUGUAGAGACCCUGUGCACUGGGAAAAUGCGGAGAUGUUCAUACCAGAGCGAUUUGAGAAUAACAGUGUGGACUUCAAGGGCACGGACUUUGAGUUUACACCAUUCGGAGCAGGGCGAAGGAUGUGCCCUGGUAUAGCAUUUGCACAGGUUGCCAUGGAAAUUGCUCUAGCUUCGCUCCUCUAUCAUUUUGAUUGGGAGCUUUCCAAUGGCGUAGUACCAACCGAUCUGGAUAUGGAGGAGGAGAUGGGCAUUACUAUCCGAAGGAAGAAUGAUCUUUACCUUGUUCCAAUUGUUCGUGUGCCUUUGUAGUCUGCCUCAUAGCUGCUUUAUACAAUACAUCUCUCCUUUGACUUGUACCUGUCAAUGGAGAGCAUUUCGUUGUGUUUCUAGCCCUUAUGGCGUUUUGGUGCUAGACUUUUGAACAUUAUGUGGAAUAAGUACCAGUGUAAUUAUAUGUGAAACUAUAAUUAAAGGUUUAAUA